GUGUGUGUGUGUGUGUGUGUGUGUGUGUGUGUGUGUGUGUGUGUGUGUGUGUGUGUGUGUGCGUGCGUGUGUGUAGACCAGAUUAACUGCAAGCCCGCUUGUUCUUCUUGGUUCAAGUCAUCAGGCGGAGUCAUCCUGGUCAGCAUGGGUCCUCGCGAGGUGGUGGGAGUGGUGGGAGUCUUGAUGGUCAUCGCCGUCAUGCCGGGCCGCGCCACAACGAUGGAAAUCGUUUUUCCUGUAACAGACUGCCUUGACGGCGACCCGCGGUGUCCUGCGCUGGCUGCUGUGGGAUUUUGUUCUUCAAGCUCGCUGUACAUGAACAGAGUUUGUCCGUACUCUUGCAACCUAUGCGUCGCCGAAGAGGACUCCGUCGCCUUCCAGCCUGGUGAAGGAAGCGUCGAACACCAAUAUACUUCGACGGCCGCCCCGGAAACUGCCAAGGAAACUACCAUAAAGCCAAGACGCUCCAUCGUCAAUCCUGACUUCGAGUGUGGCGGUCUCCCCUCCUCACUCCGCACCAGGUCAUACAGCCAAGGCGCCGCCCAGGGCCAGCAGCCAAAGAAAAGUGGCAUCUCAUUCCGACAGCCCGAAACAGAGGACGGGACACAGCCCAUUGAACACACCAGCUGUGGGGCGUCAGUGAUCAGCGAUCACAUCAUCGUCACCGCCGCCUAUUGCGUCCUCAACAAAAAUGUGACUUCGGUACGCCUCGGUGACAUCGAUCUCGCAGUGGAUAACGAAACUAACUCCAACCCGGCUGACUACGAAAUUGUUGACAUCUUCCUGCAUCCUGAAUUCACUGAGGGCGAGCUGUACAACGACAUCGCGCUGCUCAAGACGGAUCGCAAGAUCGAGUUCAAUGAGGCUGUGUUCCCGUACUGUGUGUCCCCAUUCGUGCCCCCCGCCGACACCAAGGUCAUUGUUGCUGGGUUUGGCUUCAUUAAUGAGACACACAAGACGACUCAGCUGAUGGAGGCCACGCUCGAGGUGCUGCCGUUGUCCCACUGCGAGGAGAAGUACCUGAAUAAGGAGGAGCAGCGGCUGAAAAAGGCAUACCCGUCACUCCUGCAAGGGAAACCAGGCCUCUUGUGUGCCGGGGACGAUAUCAGCGGCGUCUGCAAGGGUGACGAGGGCGGACCACUCUUCCGGGAGGAUGAGGACGGCCGGCGGUACCUGGAAGGCCUCAUCAGCUUCACGGGGAGUUUCUGCGGCGAGGGUGUGCUGCCUGGAAUCUUCACGGCGAUAUCUGACUACGUGGAUUUCAUUGACGAGAUCAUCUACGAGAACGAGAACCUCUGAGGGCCUGAAGGGUGACUCAGAUGUGUGUGUGUGUGUGUGUGUGUGUGUGUGUGUGUUAAGUAACUAUUCACUCUCGUAAUCUUUGUAUUAUCCCCUCAAGCUCCAGACACACAAUAGAUUUCGUUGACCAAGCUUACCAUCAAGACAAACGUACUUACUAUUGUUUGAUUGUAACUCUUGUUGUAAUAACGUUGUGAAUUGCUGAUAUUUGAUUGUUUACAUUGUUUGUACUACUACCUCUGUAUCUUCAUCAAAUUGGCAUAAAUCCAGAGACAACUAUGUACACUCUAUGGCUCGUGUUCUGAAACACUUUGUUCUCUCAUCAAGGCCUCUCAUUCAAAGGCCACAGAGGUGAUCAGUCUGGUUUCCAUGGAUGCAUCCCAUAUUAGUGAUGCAACAUUCUUGUUGAAUUAUCAUUAGAAAUAUAAAAAUACAGUUGAAACCUCCAA
Messenger RNA from Scylla paramamosain (green mud crab), 1748 nucleotides. RefSeq names its product serine protease persephone-like. Gene Ontology annotation, biological process: proteolysis. Gene Ontology annotation, molecular function: serine-type endopeptidase activity. Bases 145 to 1299 code for a protein of 384 amino acids. The transcript is spliced from 10 exons. NCBI's taxonomy places the organism in Eukaryota, Metazoa, Arthropoda, Malacostraca, Decapoda, Portunidae. The record is from RefSeq and is a predicted model, not a curated record.